UGGCACUGCAAAAAUUGGAUUAAAGCAGUAUGCUGGACAAGAGCGAGGUGGCAACUCUAGGUCUUCCCUCCACCACCAGCCAUGGAGGCUCUGACAGCAACAUCAGUGCGGACGGAGCGGCAGCAGCAUCUGGGGUCACGUCCGGGGGUGCUGAAUGUUCGGGGUCUGGUGAGCCGCAGCGGACGCGUGUUGCCUUGGAGCACCUGCAGCAGAAGAUUCUGAAGGUCACAGAGCAGAUUCGCGUGGAGCAGGAGGCCCGUGACGACAACGUUGCAGAGUACCUCAAGUUGGCCCACAACGCAGACAAACAGCAGGCAUCCAGGAUCAAGCAGGUGUUUGAGAAGAAGAACCAAAAGUCAGCACAGACCAUCGCACACUUGCACAAGAAACUAGAGCACUAUCACAAGAAGCUAAAGGAGAUAGAACAGAAUGGACCGGCCCGGCAGCCUAAGGAUGUCCUGCGGGACAUGCAGCAAGGACUAAAGGACGUUGGGGCAAAUGUUCGUGCUGGGAUAAGUGGUUUCGGAGGUGGAGUAGUCGAAGGGGUCAAAGGCGGAGUAACUGCCCUCACUCAUACAGCUGUGGUCUCCAAGCCGAGAGAGUUUGCCAGUCUUAUCAGGAACAAGUUUGGCAGCGCAGAUAACAUUGCUCACCUAAAGGACACACUCGAGGACGGAGUCGGGGGCCACUCUGAGGACACCCCCACUCCUCGUGCCCUGAGUGGAAGUGCCACUCUGGUCUCCAGCCCAAAGUACGGCAGCGACGACGAGUGCUCCAGUGCCACGUCCGGCUCAGGAGCAGGCAGUAAUUCUGGUGGGGCAGGUGGAGGAGGGGGGCUGUUAGGUCCGACGAUGGGGAGUCCCAGACUGGACGGGCACCACCACCACCACCAUCACAUGCACAGCUCUUGGGACUCUCUGCUUGAGGGCCUGCAGGAGAUCAAGGCCAGCCAGGCACACAUGGAGGACGCCAUCGAGGACAUGAAGGGCCAGCUGCAGAGUGACUACUCCUACAUGACACAGUGCCUGCAAGAAGAGAGAUACAGGUAUGAGCGACUUGAAGAACAGCUGAAUGACUUAACAGAGCUGCACCAGAAUGAGAUGACUAACCUUAAACAGGAACUCGCCAGCAUGGAAGAAAAAGUCGCAUACCAGUCCUAUGAGCGAGCAAGGGACAUUCAGGAGGCUGUGGAGUCGUGCCUGACCCGCAUCACCAAGCUGGAGCUGCAGCAGCAACAGCAGCAGGUCGUCCAGUUGGAGGGAGUGGAGAACGCCAAUGCUCGAGCUCUGCUGGGCAAACUCAUCAACGUCAUCCUGGCGCUCAUGGCCGUGCUGCUGGUCUUCGUCUCCACCUUGGCCAACUUCAUCACCCCGCUGAUGAAGACCAGAGCCCGGGUAGCCGCCACCGUCCUGCUGACCUUGCUGCUCUUCGUCCUGUGGAAGCACUGGGACUUCCUGGAGCCGUGGCUGCUGCCCAGCUGAGCUCACUGCAUGAGAGAGACUCCAGGGGGGGACCAGAGCAGAGAACCACAAGCUGGUUUCUCAGUCACCACCACUUACGGACACAGAGACUGAACCAGAAUGAGAUCCACUUGUUCCCUUUGAGUGUAAAGAUGGAGCAUCUGAGGACAAAACAAGGCUCUUUUAGUUGAGGAGUGGACAAGAUCCAGCUGGCAGAGUGUGUUUAGAGGUGUUUACAGUGAGAAGGAAGAAGGAAUAGUCUGCUUGCCAAGCAACAAAAGACAUCAUCUCAUCUCCCCUAAAUCUAUUGGUGUGGAUGACCAAUCAUCAGUUGCAUUGCUGUCACCAAAAACUGAGUUUUACUGCAAGAAAUCUUUGGAUCGUCUUUUUCUAAUUAUGUAUGAUCCAUGAAUUACAAAGACUAGAGCAACUUAAAAUGACUUUAAAAUGCUGAUUAUGUUUGCUGUAACCUUCAUGUUGAAGCUACAGUAUAUUUGAGAGGAAAAGGGUUUUUUU
Molecule: messenger RNA, 1976 nt
Organism: Micropterus dolomieu (smallmouth bass)
Lineage: Eukaryota; Metazoa; Chordata; Actinopteri; Centrarchiformes; Centrarchidae
Gene: tmcc2
Product: transmembrane and coiled-coil domain family 2
Exons: 5
Coding region: 30-1481 (483 amino acids)
Biological process (GO): amyloid precursor protein metabolic process
Cellular component (GO): endomembrane system
Source: RefSeq, a predicted model, not a curated record